Plasmopara halstedii is the source of this 432-nucleotide messenger RNA. RefSeq names its product FAM177 family. Lineage: Eukaryota; Oomycota; Peronosporomycetes; Peronosporales; Peronosporaceae. The record is from RefSeq and is a predicted model, not a curated record. The coding region runs from base 1 to 432 and encodes 143 amino acids. The transcript has a single exon.
AUGGACACGAAAGCUCGUGUUGAUGGUGAAAGCAGUGAUCAAGCCGUGAAGCAUCUUUUGUCGGACAAGCUGAUCAACACAACUGACCAGACUUCACAAUUUCUCGAAGAAUGUUCCGGUGUGCGCUUGCUGCCUGAAUUUGUAUGGGAUUGGAUCUGCUGGUCUGGUAAUAAAACAUUUGACAUCUUGGAUUUUGCGGGUGAGGUAGUGGCGAACUUUUUAGGACUCAAUCAAUCGAAAUAUCAAUGGAUCAUCGAUGCUCAAGAGCGUGAGGAGCAGAAAAAGCAGCAGCGACGACUUGAAAUGCGCCAACGUCGUCAGCUUUGUUUAGAGCAACUUCUUAAAACAGAACAGCGUAAACUUGAGGAACUUGAAAUCGGUGCGCGUAACAAGGAGGCGGUCUUUAUUGACUCAUCUGACGCAAAGCAUUAG